AUGAGCAACGCUAGAAAUUUAGAAACUUCUGCUCCAGGAUAUAAUCCAUACAAAGGGGACAGUAGUGAUAGAAAUGGUGAUAAUAGACUUAUUUCUGAAUACGAAGCAAAUAGAGAAAGUUUUACAACAGACAUUUCUAGUUCUCCCGGAAAUAUAUUAUAUCCUGAAGAAGUUGCCCUUCAUAGGUACACUUCAACUAGGAAAGCAGAACCAAGCCCUAUUAGAAAACUUGCAAGAGGUGAUUCCGUAAAGCAAAUACCAAAACUUGAUAAGUUUGAUCCCACUUAUGGUUUUAAUUCAAGUGUAACUGUCAAAAAACCUGUUACUACUGCUGAAAAAUUUCAAUCAUGGAUGAUUAAUGAAGGUAACUUUAUUAUAUGUUAA
Cetraspora pellucida is the source of this 384-nucleotide messenger RNA. The record is from the annotation of a GenBank genome assembly. Lineage: Eukaryota; Fungi; Glomeromycota; Glomeromycetes; Diversisporales; Gigasporaceae.